Messenger RNA from Pundamilia nyererei, 1549 nucleotides. RefSeq names its product sialin. Gene Ontology annotation, molecular function: transmembrane transporter activity. The record is from RefSeq and is a predicted model, not a curated record. Gene Ontology annotation, cellular component: apical plasma membrane. Gene Ontology annotation, biological process: transmembrane transport; monoatomic anion transport. The coding region runs from base 260 to 1549 and encodes 429 amino acids. Lineage: Eukaryota; Metazoa; Chordata; Actinopteri; Cichliformes; Cichlidae. The transcript has 9 exons.
UCUAAAACUAGGCGUGGUUUAUCCAUCGAUCGGCCCCUUCCCGGGGCUCACAUGACUUGGGUGUAAAAACAUCAGCACGGAAAGGAGUUUCUAUUGUUUCGCCGGCUUCAACAUGACAAGUGUCAAGUGUUAAGCCUCCUGUGCUUCUACCUCCAAUAAACCCUAUGGAAUAAGAGUUUAUAAUAACAAGACGUCCCGGGCACCAUGGUUCACUGACAUCGACACAGACUGAAUAUUUUCCCGGAUCCAGCCGCCUGCCAUGCCGCCACCCGAUGGCUGCUCCAUCAACUCAGCCGCUUCCGAUGAGAGUGAGGACAUCGAACCUCUCAUCGGGAGUGAUGAAAUUCCUCCUCAGUGCUGCUCGGCCCGCUUCAACCUCGCCUUCCUGAUGUUCCUCGGCUUCACUGUGGUCUACGGUCUCCGUGUCAACCUCAGCGUCGCCAUGGUAGCCAUGGUGAACAGCACGGACCCAGAUCCAGACGGAAACCACUCCGUCACCAACGCCUGUCCACCACCAUCAGGACGCGAGAACACUAGCAAUAAUUUCCAGCAGCCUGCCGGGGUCCCUCACUACAACUGGGACUCUGAGACUCAGGGCUGGCUGCUCGGGGCUUUCUUCUUCGGCUACCUGUGCACGCAGAUCCCGGGCGGCUACCUGGCCGGUCACUACGGGGGGAAGUUUUUCCUGGGUUUGGGUGUGCUGGGCACGGCUGCCCUCACUCUGCUCACCCCUCUCGCUGCCAAAUGGGGGUCGUACUGGCUGUUUGCACUGCGAGCUCUGGAGGGCUUCGGAGAGGGUGUGACGUACCCGGCGAUGAUGGCGAUAUGGGCUAGGUGGGCUCCUCCUCUGGAGCGCUCUCGCCUGAUUGCCAUGUCGGCGUCUGGGGGCAGCUUUGGCGCCUUUGUGGCCCUGCCGCUCACUGGCUACAUCUGCCAGAUGCUGGGCUGGCCCACUGUCUUCUACAUCUGUGGCGGUGCUGGUUGCCUCUGGGCAGUCUUUUGGUUUAUCUUUGUGUCAGAUGACCCUCGCAACCAUCGCCGAAUCAGCAAAGAGGAGCAAGAUUACAUCAUUAAAACCGUGGGACCACAGGGUACAGGUCAUGGCUGGUCCUUGCCUUUGCUGCACAUGGCGCUGUCUGUCCAACUGUGGGCCAUCAUCGUCACCCAGAUGUGCUCGAACUGGGCCUACUACACCCUGCUCACAUCCCUGCCCACCUACAUGGAUGUCAUCCUGCACUUCGACCUGCAGUCGAACGGCUUCCUGUCCUCUCUGCCGUACUUGGGCAGCUGGUUGAUGGCGUGGCUGUCUGGAGUCAUGGCGGACGCCCUCAUCGAGCGGCGAGUGUUCAGCGUCACUGUCGUUCGCAAAAUCUUCACGUUUCGCACUCUGGCCGGCUGGGCAAAAGUCUUCUGGGUUGCCGCUGGGAUCAACGCGGGCGGUGCCGUCAUUUACACGUUACUUGGCAGCGGCAAGCUCCAACCAUGGGCCCUCACUGAGGAGGAGCGAGCUGAAGCUGAGAGGAAGAGGAACAGGUCCAUCUCACAUUAA